GGCUUUUUCCAUGCACUUCCCCUCCUCCGUCUUGCCUCGCCGCUCCCCGCCGCCUCUCCGGUGGGCCUUUUCCCCUUCUUGAUCUAUCCGUGCUCCCGCUUCCCUGCUUGCCGUUUGUUCUUGGCGUCGAGAAAAAAAAAGUCGCCCUCCUCACGCUGGGCAUGGAGUCCUCCCUGGACCAUGCGUGCAACUUCUCCAGCCGGCUCUUCUUGGAUCAGCUGCGUUAUGAGUAUGGAAGCAACCUCCUGCCGCCUGCCCUGUCCGGGCAAGCGCCCUUCUUGGGCAGCCCGCAGCCCAGCUGCUCUUUCCAUGGUGUCCACUUGCCGGAUCUAUACUCCUUCGCCCUGUGGGACUCACUGAGCGGCGGGUCGGCCUCGGUAACUUCGCCUCUGCCCGCGGCCAUGGCCGUUGGCAUGCUCCCCGUGCCGGACCAUGUGUCCUUGGAUCAUAUCAUGCUCCUUGGUGCUCUGCGGCUACAGGCCUCCGGCCAGCCGGUGCUGGCCACGCGGGCCGGGGCCGAAGUGGCCGGCGUGGCUGGCGACGUGGAGAUCCUUUCGCCCGUGGGCGCUGGCCAACCACCGCACACGGUGCGGCCAGAUGGCCGGCCCGCCCAGGCGGCCUUCGGUUCCGGCUCCACCGGGGACAGCACCGGAUCGCGUCUUGGCGGCCAAGGGUCCUCCUCGGCGGCCACCGUGGUGCCGGUUCGCGAGCCCGGCGUCCCGCUUGUGGGCCCGGCCACGGCGCAGGCUCUCGGGCAGUGGCAUUUUCCCGACCGAUACCCCGGCCCGGCGGCGGACUUCCCAUACUCGGACUUUGUGUUGGCCAGCGGCCGGCGCUCGUCGCGCUCAGCGGCCGAGGCCGCGGCCGCCAGGCAGCGCUCGGCGGCCGCCAGGCAGCGCUCGGCGGCCGCCACCGGGGCCGAUGCCACCGAUGGCACGGGCGCCCCGGCGGCGGCCGAUGUCGACGAUCCGGAGGAGGCGCCCCGCCCGCCGGAGCCCGAGCACCGGCCUGGGGGAGUGCAGCCGGACGCGCGGGCCGCCUGGGACGGCCGGGUCUCCAACCGGCCACCUAUACGGCCGGCGGGGAGGCCGGCCCGGCCCAGCAGCCCCCCACCCGGGAGCCUGCCUCGUCUGGCCGCUGGUCCGGCUCGUCGAACUCCGGCACCGAGCAUGAGCUGCCCGUCCUGCCGGUCGACGAAGAGGAGGACGACCUUUCAUGGGCCAGCACCUCGAUGAUGUUGAGCGACUUGGACCGGGUGGCGCGCCUGGCCGCAGCGACGCCAGCACCUGCGCGGCCGGGUGGGCUUCUCCCGCCGCUGUCCCCCGGUGGCCAUGGGCUGACCCCUUCGGAGGCGGCCGGCGGCGUGGUUUCCCGGCCCGGGCCUCUGGAGCCAUACACCCCCCCCUCCGGGGGGAGUGGCUCGCACGAAGCCGACGAUGUGUCCUCGCACCAGCUGAACCGGCUGCUGGAGGACCUGGGCACGGCGCUCAAUGCCAUGGGUUCGCCGUCGGACGCGGCGGCCAUCGGACGCGACAUGGCCCGAGUUGGCUUCUCGCGGUCGGUCAUGGAGCCCUCGUCGCUGUUGGACUCCUCGGUGCCUGGCCCCGCCGGCAGCCGGGGUGGUGGUUUCGGUGCCGGCGUCGGCGUCGGCCCCGGCAGCGGCAGCGAGGGCGACGCCUUCCCAGCCCGGGUGUGGGAGAACCCCCUCGGGGAAACCUAUUUGCAGUUUGGCGUCCCGCGCGAGCUGCCGGCCGAGGCUGGCCAUGCUGACGCCAGCCUGUCGGCGGCCAGCAGUGUCGACACGCGAGUCAUCGAGCAGCUGUCGGCCGCCGUGCAGCACCUUCGCCCGACGGACUUCGAUUCCGGGCAAAUCCACCGAAUCCUGGAUGACACGACGUUCUUGUCGACCCCCGGGUCCUCGGCCACGCCGCCCUCCUCGCGGUCUGCCCGGACCAGCGCGUCCCGCUCGGCAUACCGGGGGUCUGCCGCGCAGCUGGCCAGCAGCACCUCGCAGGCCGAGGUGUCUUUUGCUUCGGAGGAGUUACCUCCGGCGCCGGUGCCGGCACCGGUUCCCGCGGCAGCUCCGGUUGCCUUCCCGACCCCGGUUCCCGUGCCGGCAGCUGUUCCGGCUUUGGCGCCGGUGUCGGCAGCACCAACUCCCGCGGUGGCGGUCCCCGCGCCAGCAAAGACGCCUCGUCCUCCGAGUGGCGGCGCCCUGCCCGUCGGCUUCCCCCCGGUCGGGCCGAUGCCUGCGGUCCCGGUGCACCAUCACCAUCAUGCGUAUCUGCAGCAGCAGCCCUUCCCCGGCGGAACACCCAUGCCUGGGCUGCUCCGGUCUGUCGACUCGUCUGGCAAUCUCUCCUCCUCCUCCUCCUCCUC
Messenger RNA from Fonticula alba, 2379 nucleotides. RefSeq lists its product as hypothetical. The record is from RefSeq and is a predicted model, not a curated record. Bases 162 to 1235 code for a protein of 357 amino acids. NCBI's taxonomy places the organism in Eukaryota, Rotosphaerida, Fonticulaceae. The transcript is spliced from 3 exons.